GCGAGCGGCAGCCUCGCCCCGCCGGGGGCCCGGCGGGCACCGACACCGCGCCGGCCGGGGGAUGAAGAUGAGACGCCAUAAACUCUUUCUGACUCUCUGCAUGGCUGGUCUCUGCCUCAUCUCCUUCUUGCACUUCCUCAAGGCCCUUUCCUAUGUCACCUUCCCCAGGGAGCUGGCUUCGCUUAGUCCCAACCUCGUCUCCAGCUUCUUCUGGAACAAUGCCCCCGUCACGCCUCAGGUCAGCCCUGAGCCAGGGGGUGCAGAGUUCCUCCGCACACCCCUGUAUUCCCACUCCCCUUUGCUUCAGCCCCUGUCUCCCAGCAGAGCCAGCGAAGAGCUGCACAAGGUUGAGUUUGUGCUGCCAGAAGACUCAACGGAAUACUUUGUCCGUACCAAAGCUGGUGGCAUUUGCUUUAAACCAGGCACCAAGGUGUUGGAGAAGCCUCCCGUGGGAGGUCGGCAGGAGGAGCGAGCGGAUGGCGCAGCCUCGGGGCGGCCGGCUCGGAAGCCGCUGAGCGCCAGCGGAACCAAGCGCCGCAAGUGGGUGGAAUGUGUGUGUCUGCCAGGCUGGCACGGCCCCAGCUGUGGGGUCCCCACCGUGGUCCAGUACUCCAACCUGCCCACCAAGGACCGCCUCGUGCCGCGGGAGAUCCCUCGGCGGGUCAUCAACGCCAUCAAUGUCAACCACGAGUUUGACCUGCUGGAUGUCCGCUUCCACGAGCUGGGAGACGUGGUGGAUGCUUUCGUGGUGUGCGAGUCCAACUUCACGGCCUACGGAGAGCCGCGGCCCCUCAAGUUCCGCGAGAUGCUCCUCAACGGCUCCUUCGACUACAUCCGCCACAAGGUGCUCUACGUCUUCCUGGACCACUUUCCCCCCGGCGGCCGCCAGGACGGCUGGAUUGCUGAUGAUUACCUGCGUACCUUCCUCACCCGGGACGGCAUCUCUCGCCUCCGCAACCUGCGCCCGGACGACGUCUUCAUCAUCAAUGAUGCUGAUGAGAUCCCGGCCCGUGAUGGCGUGCUCUUCCUCAAGCUCUACGACGGCUGGACAGAGCCCUUCGCCUUUCACAUGCGCAAAUCGCUCUAUGGCUUCUUCUGGAAGCAACCAGGCACCUUGGAGGUGGUCUCGGGCUGCACCAUGGGGAUGCUCCAGGCUGUCUAUGCUACCGACGGGAUACGUUUGCGACGCCGUGAGUACUACACCAUGCCUGGCUUUCGGCAGUAUGAGAACAGCACAGGACACAUCCUGGUGCAGUGGUCGCUGGGCAGUCCCCUGCACUUUGCUGGCUGGCACUGCUCCUGGUGUUUCACCCCAGAGGGGAUCUACUUCAAACUGGUGUCAGCCCAGAACGGGGACUUUCCCCGCUGGGGUGACUACGAGGAUAAACGAGACCUCAAUUAUAUCCGGGAGCUGAUCCGGACUGGUGGCUGGUUUGAUGGUACCAUGCAGGAGUAUCCCCCUGCUGACCCCAAGGAGCAGAUGUAUGCUCCCAAGUACCUGCUCAAGAACUACCAGCGGUUCCGCUACUUGUUGGAGAACCCCUACCGAAAGGUGGAGGGUGCUGGGUGAGGCGACCGAGGCUCCAGCUUGGGUGGGAAAUCAGAACUUUAGAACAAAGGGAAAGAGUCGGGUGUUUUCGUCUGUUCCUGUUAUUCUUUAGUUUCCUUUGUUUAUGGGCAGGGUGUGCCUUUUUUCUGGGUCUCUGCCCUCCCUCACUUCCCAUUCUUCUUCCCUUCAUCCCAGGGUGAUGCCUGGGAACCCAAAUUCCUCAGUCACAUGAAGGGAGGCCUGGACAGGAGGGAGAAAGACCUGUUCUGCAGUAGCGUAAAGACUUUCUUGUAUCUUCCAAACCUCUCCUGCUGGCUGGAGAGAAUCUCUGCAGCCAGCUGGCAGAUUUUCCUCCAGGGAAGGCUGAGAGGGUCCCAUGGGGAGAGAGGGCAGCUGUUCCCAUCCACCCUCAUCCUUUGUGGAUUGGAACAAGCAUAGAUGCAAGCCUGGGCUAUUCAGUGAGCAUGUGAGUCAGCAGGCACAAACUCUUGUGAGUGGUUGUGUGUGCAGAUGUGUGUCACUAGCAUUUUUUGGAUGAGUGAAUGUUCAAAAGCAUCUCAGUAUGCUUGUUUUUUGUUUCUGUUUGUUUGCUUGUUUUUGUUGUUUUUUUUUUUUACUACCUCUGUAUUCAGAGGGUAUUUUGGGGAAAGGAAAUCCUUUGCUUCCAAGGUGUCCAUCUCAAGUUGCAGCCCCUUGCACAGGCUUAAUGCAUUCUGUCCUGGGCUGGGUCUUGCCCCAGUGUUCUAACAAUCCUGCAGGAGAUAGACAGGAAGCAGAGGAGAAAGCUGGGUUUGAGGGGUUUUUCUGUUCAUUUUUCCCCCCUGCCCCCAAAACACUGCAUGGACUUGUCCUACAGAAGCCAAAGCAUCUCCCCUGUGGUACGUGCUUUUGUUGGGGCUGGGAUAAGCUGCAGGGGACUCAGUCAGAUGGUGGGAGUGUAUGUUUGCAAGUGCAUGGUUGCCUGUGUGCAUGAGUGCUCACAUGCAUGGGUUUGGUGUGCACCUGGAUGUUUGUUACCAGUACUGGGGGGGAAGGGCUUGGCUGUGUGUGCUUGCAGAAAAUGGUGGUAUCCAGAAGCUCUCGUGUCAGUGUUGGCAUGGAUGACUUUUUGGGCAAUUCAUAGGAGAAGACCAGGGAUAGCAGUGGCUCUGCAUAGCAAUGCUGUGCAUGUGGGACUGUUGCAUGCCUCUCUGGCUGCCUCUAGAGCCCUGCAGGCUGUGCCUGUUGCAGGGCUGCUGCUUACACAUGCUGGCUACUCCUUCUUACUAUGGGGUAAUAAAAGGGAGAAGAGGAAUGGCAAAGUUCUGAUUGUUGUGGGCAAACAAAUCUUGUCAAGGCACAGGGUCAAUCUGUCUGCCCUUAGGGUGUGAGGGAGCUCACGAAGA
This is a messenger RNA of Pseudopodoces humilis (Tibetan ground-tit), 2934 nucleotides long. It is a transcript of the gene MGAT3, whose product is annotated as beta-1,4-mannosyl-glycoprotein 4-beta-N-acetylglucosaminyltransferase. Gene Ontology annotation, molecular function: beta-1,4-mannosylglycoprotein 4-beta-N-acetylglucosaminyltransferase activity. Gene Ontology annotation, cellular component: membrane. The record is from RefSeq and is a predicted model, not a curated record. Gene Ontology annotation, biological process: N-acetylglucosamine metabolic process. Lineage: Eukaryota; Metazoa; Chordata; Aves; Passeriformes; Paridae.